UCGGACGAACCAUUGGGAUGUAUAUAACAUAGUAAUUAAGAGGUUCUGACAUUAUACGGCAGAAGCUAGACGGGUUUACGUGUGGAGAAAAUUAAUAAAAACUUCUAAGAUGAAAUUCGCACUAUCCUUGGUUAUCCUAUCGGUGCUGGCCUUCAGCGAGGCUGGCCUGCUGAAGGGCCCCUCCUCCAGAGCCAACCUCAACCACGGCUCCAUCCAGCCUGGCGACCGGCUGCUGUACAGAACAUACUUCCAAAGAUAUGGCAUUGCCAACACGGUCCAGACUCAAGACUUUGUCUACCGAGGCAACGUGACCACCAGGAUCAGUGCAGUGGUAGCCCAAGAGGUGGGCUACACCCAGUACGCGAACGCCUGGGUGAUCGCUGGAGGCAGGGGCUUCAACCACGUCACGGUGCGCGCCCAGACUGCUAGGGGAUGGGGAUUCUACUACCUGAUCGACAUUUGGGGGCGAUAGAUACUAACCCUCUCUCUGAUGUUUUGCUGUGCCCUUGCAGGGCGUCACAUGUAUACCUACCUCUAUUUUGUAACACCACUAUAAAUUGUAAUGUGACAUUGGUGACAUGCAAUAAACGUUUUUGAAUUUGAA
Molecule: messenger RNA, 604 nt
Organism: Ostrinia nubilalis (European corn borer)
Lineage: Eukaryota; Metazoa; Arthropoda; Insecta; Lepidoptera; Crambidae
Exons: 3
Coding region: 110-472 (120 amino acids)
Source: RefSeq, a predicted model, not a curated record